ACACACACACACACACACACACACACACACACAACACACUUGCAACCAUGGUUUCGAGAUUAGCAGCUCUGCUCCUUUCUGGAGUCGCAAUGCUGCAUGCGCAGGCCCAGACAGCCGUCGGGGCAGCAGAUCUCGUAGGCACGUGGACAAGCAAGUCAAACUCAACCAUGACUGGCCCUGGCUUCUACAACCCCGUCGAGGAGAAAUUCACCGAGCCGAAGCACACGGGCAUCAGCUACUCCUUCACAGCUGAUGGAUUCUACGAGGAGGCUUACUAUCGCGCAAUCGCAAAUCCCCAGGACCCCAGCUGCCCCAAAGGCAUAAUCCAAUGGCAGCACGGCAGCUAUGAGAAGCUCAGCAACGGCUCCCUCAUCCUCAAUCCCAUCAAAGUCGACGGCCGGCAACUGCUCUCUGACCCAUGCCAAUACAAAUACGCCAUCUACACUCGCUACAACACUACUGAAUUGUUUGAUCGCUAUGAGUACGUUGCGUCAGACGCCUACGCCAAGAUCCCGCGCAUCACUCUCUACAAAGCCGACGGCUCUCCCAUGAUGCCCAUGUACCUUGCCAUGGCCCAGCCCCAAAUGCUGCCAACCACCACCCUCAACCCCCUCGUCACCCAGACCGCCGCACCAAAGAACUCGAAGCGAGGCGAGCUCCCCUUGAACCACGAAAUCAUCUACAAGAGAACACCCGGCGCAGCCAGGUCAGACCAGUGGUGGUGGUUCGGUGUCUUCAUGACUGCCAGUGGAGGUCUGCUCUACUACUUCUUUUAAAAUGUUUGCGGUCUUGGUCGAGAAAAUGUACGAUACGAGCGCGUGAAAUGGAAAACUGGGCGCACGCUUUUUGGGAGUUGCUAGCAUCAUGGAUGGAGUUUUUGUGUCACUGGCGAGUUGGUUUUUAAAGCACCUACACUGCGCCGGACGGGGUGGUUAAUUACGAUCGUUGAUUUCUGGUUUGAUGAUUGAAACUGCAAGCAUUUGUAGAAUGAGGCGUUUUUUCAUGGCGGCAUCUAUUUUCUCAAAUACCAAAUGUUGUCUUUGCGAAAGAAAUCGAGUCCUUGAGGAAGAGUCUGCGUGAGCAAAGUACGUGAACAAUACAUGGGACAAGUUCUGGG
Molecule: messenger RNA, 1117 nt
Organism: Bipolaris maydis ATCC 48331
Lineage: Eukaryota; Fungi; Ascomycota; Dothideomycetes; Pleosporales; Pleosporaceae
Product: chaperone for protein-folding within the ER, fungal-domain-containing protein
Biological process (GO): 'de novo' protein folding
Cellular component (GO): endoplasmic reticulum membrane; endoplasmic reticulum
Source: RefSeq, a predicted model, not a curated record